AUGUCGUUCGCUUCCACCAACUUGACUCUCGUCGACACGAAGCGCGGCGACCUGUUCCUGCCGAGGGAGGUCGAUUACGUCUGCGACGAAAUCACCAAGACGGAGCUGGAGCUAGACGAGGCGAAGGCAGCCGAUACCGCUGCCAAGUUCGACUUCCUGGUGUACACCGAAGGAGGCUUCGACAGGAUCUUCAGCCUAUCCUACUACUCGCGCAUGCGCCUCGCCGUGACAGCAGCAGCUGCUGCCGCUCUUCAAUAA
Molecule: messenger RNA, 258 nt
Organism: Anthostomella pinea
Lineage: Eukaryota; Fungi; Ascomycota; Sordariomycetes; Xylariales; Xylariaceae
Source: the annotation of a GenBank genome assembly